Molecule: messenger RNA, 1201 nt
Organism: Centrocercus urophasianus (Greater sage-grouse)
Lineage: Eukaryota; Metazoa; Chordata; Aves; Galliformes; Phasianidae
Gene: SHISA8
Product: shisa family member 8
Biological process (GO): regulation of AMPA receptor activity; regulation of short-term neuronal synaptic plasticity
Cellular component (GO): dendritic spine membrane; AMPA glutamate receptor complex; postsynaptic density
Source: RefSeq, a predicted model, not a curated record
AUGGCCCCCCGGAGCCGCGGGCGGAUGGAGCGGAGCUACGUGGUGGGCAUCUGCUGCCUGGUGCUGCUAGAGAGGAGCUGGGGCGCCGAGCCCGGCACUGGGGACGGCGGUAACAGCAGCCGGGCACCGGCGGUGGAGGACACAGCCCCCGCGCCCACUGAGCCCACCCCAGGAGGGGACCGUUGCCGCGGGUAUUACGACGUGAUGGGGCAGUGGGACCCGCCAUUCAACUGCAACGCCGGCAUCUACCAGUACUGCUGUGGGACCUGCGGGUACCGCUUCUGCUGCCAGUUCAAGGCCAGGCGGCUGGAUCAGAGCGGCUGCUCCAACUACGACACCCCCAACUGGGUGAACACGGGGCAGCCGCCUGCCCGUGUGGAUGAGAGCCCCGAGGGCCCCACCCGUGACAAGACCAACAUGAUCGUCUACAUCAUCUGCGGCGUGGUGGCCAUCAUGGUGCUGGUGGGCAUCUUCACCAAGCUGGGCCUGGAGAAGGCACAAGGCCCCCAGACUGAGAUGACGGUCUCCAGGACGCUCACCGACCUGCUGAAGCAGCCGGGCCACGGUCCCUCCGAACACAUCGAUGGCCUGAUGGGCAGCAUGCAGGUGCAGCUGGGCGAGGGGCUGCCCCGGGGACCCCCAAGGAACAGCACAGACAAGUUGCCCCUGAACAACGCGGUGGACAGCACUGGUGUCACCUCACUGGGGCGGCCUCACGGCCACAGCAAGCACCCACUGCUGGGCAGCAGCCUGAGCCCACCAGCGCCCAACUACACUGCGUACAGCACACUCACAGCUGGAGAGAGCAUUCCUGAAGACUUCUACAUGCGUUUUGGGGAGCCAGAGGUGCCCCCCCCCAGCACUCUGCCCUUCCCAACCACCGAAGGGCCCGAGGGCUGCCCCCCACCAGGGAUCACCAAGGCCAAGGGCCUCCCCAAAGCGCCAGGGGGCUCAGCCUUCCCAGGGGGCUGGGAGGGAGGCCUCCCCCGGGGCCUACGCCGGCCUGGGCCCACGGCACCGCUGUACGGCCAGGCUCACCGGCACCUGGCCACCAACAGCAAGACUGAGGUCACCGUCUGACACCAGGACCAGCAAGGUGCCAUCACCAGGGGACAGGCAACGAGUUGUGGCUGUUCUCAGCUCACUCCAUGGAUGGGCAAUGGACUUAAGCAGCAGAUUGGCUGCACAGCCUCGUGUCCCC